Halteromyces radiatus is the source of this 649-nucleotide messenger RNA. RefSeq lists its product as uncharacterized. The transcript has a single exon. The record is from RefSeq and is a predicted model, not a curated record. NCBI's taxonomy places the organism in Eukaryota, Fungi, Mucoromycota, Mucoromycetes, Mucorales, Cunninghamellaceae. Bases 150 to 533 code for a protein of 127 amino acids.
GUGAACUCCGAAGACCAGGUCUGUUAUAUGAAAAAGCAUGAGGCUGUGAAUCAGGUGGUUUGAUUUAGCUUUUUCUUUUUAAUAUUUCUUGAUUUAAACCCACACAUACUGUCUCUCUCUCUCCUUUCCUUUUUAUUUUCAUUUUUUAUAUGCCUCGAUUAUUUCCAUUCACCCGAUCUCUUUUAGCAGUACCGACCAGCCAUCAUGUAUUGGAACGUGCAUUUCUGCCAUCAAUAUCCAUCAUCACUAAAGCCCCUCGUCAUUUCUUCUCCACCAGCAAUCAACAACGGGUACAUCACUAUACAAAGACAAAGACUCAUGACCAAGAUAACUACUAUUACUAUGAACAGGUGACGGAAAGCACUGUGCUUGGCUCCUUUCCUCGACCUAAUCUCAAUCCUACUUUACAUUAUACCUUGUUCACCACUGCAUCUGUUGAACCUCCUUCCGCCAACGAUAAAAACAAGAAAAAGAAGGCUAAAAAGUGCGUCUAUUGCCUUGGUCCCCAUACAUCCGAAAACUGUCCUUGCUGAUCCUACCUAUUCCAUUUUUCCAAAGAAAACGAAGAUUCAAUGUGUUUUGUUUUUUUGUAUUGUUUUAUUCGAAAUAUUUAUGUCUAAUAUCUAUAACUAGUCAGUCAUUUCCAACC